CUGCACUUGGAACUUGAGGACGAGAACCCCUGACCUGGGCCGGAUUAUCCAAUAGGCUUUAUGGGCAUGGGUCCAGGGGCCCAAGUGAGGGGAAGAAAUGUAUUAUUAUUAUUUUUAUUAUUAUGUAUUUAUUUAUUUAUUUUGCCAAAAUUGGAGGGCAAUGUCUGAUGCUUACAAAAGAAUAAAAAUGACACGCUACUUAACGUCUACAGUGGCACAGACUGUUCCGGCAUGGACAGACAUUGUGCCCAGACGUUGUGCCUCACCACAAGGCAUGUUUGCUAACAUUAACUGGCUAUAUUUAGCUUGUCUUAUUUGCUAAUCAUCUAACAGUUUUAAAUGGGUAAUAAGGGAAAACGUGACUAAUUUAAUUUGACCAGUUAAAAACGUUUACUUCUUACCUUUUGUUGACUUUUUACUUAAAGUUUGUCACACCAGCAUUAACCCUAAAAUCCUAAAACCGUGUGUGUGGUGAGAAGUGUGAAAGUGCGUCUAAAGAAAAGACACUUGCAGACUACCGAAAGCGUACAGAGCUGUGAGGUCAAAUUCAAUCCCUCAUGUCUGUGACUAAAGCCUCUGGUUAAAUCACCCUUCAGAAUGUCAUUAUCAGACAGUCUGGACAAACUGAAACCCGACUGGACAGAGCUCACCGCCUUCUGAAGGAACAGAGACAGACACACAGUCAUAACGGAUGAAACUAAAGAGAAGCAAAACCUCAAAUCAGGACACGGUACAGCUUUAACUCGGUUUAGAAAAAGUCAGACUUGAACGUAUGUUCUGACGUAAAGAAAAGGAAGAGACUAAGAUGAGACGAUGUGUCGUGAUAACACAAUGCUGGGGUAAGUGCUCUACUCAUCUUCUGUGUCGUAAAGAAGCUCAUAACUGCUUACAAGUCCAGUGCGAGUCAAGGAGGAACAGGCUGAGUAAGACAGUUAGUAUUCUUCCCCAAGGAUACUGUUGGCCUAAACUCUUCACGUGGUGGAUCUACAAGUGUCGGCUGUCUGAAGGCGGAUGUCGCCGUGUUGCACAGAAUGUGGAGAGAUAUUACAGUAGCAGCGAUGCUCGUGUUACUGACAGGAGUUCAGGCUCAGCGCAGUGUAACUCUCUCCUCUCAGAGUCUCUGUGCUGUUACUGGAUCUACAGUAAAAAUCCCCUGUAUGUUAAGAAAACCUUAUCACUCCAGUGUCAGACAGAGAGAGUGGUAUCGAGUCCAGAGCUCUGAAGGAGAACCACAAGACUUGAGGAAAGAUCCACAAUACUCAAGACGAGUGUCUGUAAGAACAGUGACGUCUUCCUGUGAGCUGACAGUGAGGAAUGUGAGAGCGAGUGACUCUGGAGUUUAUAACUUCAGAUUUAAAACACAGAGCAGUGACUGGAUAUCAGCUCCAUCUGUUGUUCAUCUGACUGUUACAGGUGUACUGGGUAAAAAGUGUUGGGGUGUGACUUACACUCGUAAACAUGUGUGUGCUCUGAAAGACGCAUCGGUUGAUCUCUCUUGUGCUUAUAAACACCCUGGAGGACACACAGUGAUAAAAUCAGUCUGGUUCAUUAAAGAUCAGGCUGGUGUUGAACCUGUGGAUGUGAGAGAGGAUGAGGAGUAUCAGGGCCGAGUGCAGUACACACAGAUCUCCCAGAAUAACUGUAGUCUGAGAAUCACUAACCUGAGAGAGAGAGACGCUCAGACAUACAGAUUCAGAUUCUACACUGAUGAUCCUACAGGCAAAUACACCGGCCAACCUGGAGUCUCUCUGUCUGUCACAGAUCUGAAGGUUACAGUAUCAGACUGGAGUGAGCAGUACAUGAAUCUGAGCUGCAUCACCACCUGCACUCUGUCUAACAACCCCACUUACAUCUGGUACAAGAACGGACAGCGUGUGUCUGAGUGUAAAUCUGCCUCCUGCUCUGUAGCUGCAGUCGGUGGUGCGGUCAGUUACAGCUGUGCUGUUGAAGGCCAUGACAGUCUCCUCUCUCCUCCAGUGUAUUCCCCUAAAAACACCAGAGCAGUGGUUCUUUCCUCUGGAGACACAGUGGAGGGGGGUUCAGUGACUCUGAGCUGUAGCAGUGAUGCAAACCCUCCUGUUCUCACCUACUCCUGGUUUAAACAGAGAGCAGCUGCAGACACACUGCUGACAACAGGCCAGAAUUACAGCAUCAGCAACAUCAGCUCCCAGCACAGCGGACUGUACUACUGCACUGCUCACAACCGGCUGGGACAGGACAACUCUACACCCACACUCCUGGAUGUGAAGGGUUUAGAGAAGAACAUCGUGUUGAAGUUCAUCAUGGUGGGACUGGUUGCCUUCCUGACAGUAACACUCAUCCCAGGAGCUCUGUGGAUGUGGAAGAAGAAGUCGAGCUCAGCUAAUGGCCACAGCAGAACUGGUGAGAGUGGACAGUGUCACUCUCCAGCUGUUUAUGAAAAUGUCUCAGCCUCAGACUGCAGUGGAAGAGUCGCCUCAGAUGAUCAGAAUAAUGUUCACUAUGCCAGUGUUGUCUUUAAAAACUCCCACACACAGGAAGUGUCUCCGUCACCCAGACAUCCUCCAGACAUCACAGAGGACAGGGAUGUUCAGUACGCUGCUGUGAACGUUAGCAGGAGCACUGCUGCCAUCCAGCUUGUAGCAGACGAAGCAGCUGAUGAUCCGUCUCAGCUCUACAGCAAGAUCCAGAAACUCCCCACUUCAGCAGUGUAGCCCAUCAUUAGUCCUGUGGCCUGGGAUCUAAAAGCUAAAGAGAUUUAGGUUUAGAUGUAGGUCCUUAAGAAACCUUAAGAAGAACCAGACUCAAAGACGAACCCCUCCUCGUCUGGGUGACACCCGAUAAUGAGAUCACAAAUCGUUACAGUAUACAGCUGUAGAAGAGUAAAUCCAAGAGUCUUGGGAUAAGUACAGGACAAUCUUUAUGAUUACAGCAGCAGUUCUCAUGUACAAGUCAACAGUAUCUGAUUAUUAAAUUAUCCACUGAAGCAAGUGUGUGACUUUUGGUUGUUGACUGUGUUUGUGAAGUGCAAAUAUUAGAGGUAUCCGAAUUGUAAUAUUUGUAAUAUUAAUAACGACAACACCUCAAACAAUCUUUUGUAAGAAGUAACUGAUGCAUAUUAGUUUGGUGUGUUAUUAUUGAUUGAUGUGAGUGUGAGUGUGUGCGCCUGCGUGUGUGUACAUGCCAGAUUAAUACCUUUUCUUGUGUUUGUGUCGACUCACGUAAACUGCAAUGAAUAAAGUGUGCUGCAAAGCCCUAAACAUGACACAGACUUAUUAUUCUAUAUUUCUAUACAGAAUAAUAGAUAUAUCUGCUUAUUUCUAGAGUUCUAUGCCGAAGUACACGAAGUCUCCAGGUAAACGUUCUGAAGCUGUAGGAGGUGAGACAGUCGAUAAACUCUGGUUGAGAAAAAUGAUAAAUAAAGAGUAGCUCCAAAGUUUCAACCCAUAAAUCCCACAUGGACUUGUGAGACACUGCUAGAGAAAAUCAGCGGCUUUCUACCCCUAGCCAGCUCUCGUAUUUCAUAUGGUUUCUACCCCUAGCCAUUUCAGGUAUGUCAUAUGUUUUUUGCCCCUAGCCAGUUCAGGUAUUUCAUGUUUUCUACCCCUAGCCACUUCAGGUAUUUUAUAUGUUUCUACCUCUAGCCACUUCAGGUAUGUCAUAUGUUUUCUAUCCCUAGCCAGUUCACGUAUUUCAUGUUUUCUACCCCUAGCCACUUCAGGUAUGUCAUAUGUUUU
Ictalurus punctatus (channel catfish) is the source of this 3716-nucleotide messenger RNA. RefSeq names its product B-cell receptor CD22. Lineage: Eukaryota; Metazoa; Chordata; Actinopteri; Siluriformes; Ictaluridae. The record is from RefSeq and is a predicted model, not a curated record. Bases 1032 to 2693 code for a protein of 553 amino acids. The transcript has 10 exons.